This is a messenger RNA of Magallana angulata, 4557 nucleotides long. Its product is annotated as pre-mRNA-splicing factor ATP-dependent RNA helicase PRP16-like. Gene Ontology annotation, biological process: mRNA splicing, via spliceosome. Gene Ontology annotation, cellular component: intracellular anatomical structure; spliceosomal complex. Gene Ontology annotation, molecular function: ATP binding; RNA binding. The transcript has 25 exons. The record is from RefSeq and is a predicted model, not a curated record. Bases 225 to 3923 code for a protein of 1232 amino acids. NCBI's taxonomy places the organism in Eukaryota, Metazoa, Mollusca, Bivalvia, Ostreida, Ostreidae.
UUUAAUACAAAAGAGUAAGACGACAGAACUGCGAAUUUAAAAUUUGUGUUUACGUUUGUUUUCAAUUAAGCUUAUUCACUUAUUUUCAGUGUCAUUCUUAUAGGCAUAUUUAGAGGGAAAAUGACAUAAAUUGCAAUCUUGUUUGUUCACACAGCAAUUUUAGGUACUUGUAUGUAGGUUUAAACAAAACAGCAUCCGAACAAAUUCGGUCAGUGAAGAAGUGCAUGAUGACAAGUUACAUCGAUCCAGAUGAUGAUCCCACUCUUCAUAGACUAGAGGGGCUGGAAAAUCAAAAGGGAGGGCUGGUUAUAAUGAAAAAGAAAACGUCUGGGGAUGAAUCUCACAAAUUCAAGAAACCUGCUCUGCCAAAAGUUUCAUUGUUGGGUUUAGACAGACUAGCUAAAGAAAAGCGCAAAGCAUUGGAAGAGGAAGACAUUGUCAAGAAAAAAUCAAAAGUAUCAUCAUAUACAGACGACAAAGAUGAGGACAGUGAAAGUGAUGAGGAUGAUAGCGAUGAUAAUUCAGAUAUGAGUAGAAGGGACAGAAAAGAAAGAAAUUACAGACAGUCUCGAGUAGAAACACCAUCUCAUCCUGGUGGCAUUAGUCGAGAGGCUAGAAAUAGACAAGAGGAAAAAAGGCAAAGAGAUAGAGACAGAGGACUGCAUGUCUCCUCCAAAGACAAACGACGAGAUGACAGGAGGGAUCAAGACAGAAACUACUCACGAGAUCGAGAUAGAGACAGAGACCGUCGGAGAGACAGGGAUCGUCGCCGAGAUGACAGAAGUAGCAGAAGUCACCGCAGUGACAGGAGUGACAGGAGCGCCAGGGAAUGGGACGAGACUCCCAAGAGGUUCAGAGAUAGUCCCGCCACCCCAGAUAUCAGGGUUAAAGACACGCCAUCACGUACUGCCUGGGAAGAUGAGGAUGAUGAUGCCACACCACUGAAACGAUCCAGUUGGGAUUUACCCACUCCGUUAAGUCGUGACCCAGAUGAUAGGAGUGAACGGAGUUUUACCUCAUCACACCGUGGCAGUAAAGACCGCAGGAAAAGGUCUGAUGAAACACCAUUACCAACUCCAUCGUAUAAAUACAAUACUUGGAUGAAAAAUAAAAAGAAGAUACCAUACACACCUAAAAUGGAUGAAAAAGGUAAAGUAGAUGUUGAGAAGAUGACAGAGGAAGAAAGAGAGGACUGGGAAAUGGAACAGAAGCGACUCGAUCGGGAGUGGUAUGGACUUGACGAAGGUUACGACGAUGACCACAACCCGUUCUCUGGAAUGUCCACUGACUACACUAAACGCAAGGAGGAAGAGGUGGAGAAAAAGAAGAAGAAGAAGAUGACAGCCAGACAGGCACAGCACCAGAGGGACAAUGAAUUAUGGGAGACCAACAGAAUGAUGAGGAGCGGUGUGGUUGUCAGGACUAAUUUUGAUGAGGAUUUUGAGGAUGAUAACGAGGCAAGAGUUCAUUUGUUGGUUCACAACAUUGUUCCACCAUUUCUUGACGGCCGCAUCACAUUCACUAAACAGCCCGAGCCUGUCGUCCCUGUUAAGGACCCUACUUCUGACAUGGCCCAGGUGGCUAGGAAAGGUUGUGCCGUGGUUCGAAUACACAGAGACCAGAAAGAAAAAAGAAAGGCUCAGAAGAAAGAAUGGGAAUUGGCAGGAACUAAGAUAGGAGAAAUUAUGGGAGUCAAAAAGGAGGAGGAAAAGGCUGACAAGACCUUGGAGAAUGGGGAUUUAGACUACAAGGCCGACCACAAGUUUGCGGAUCUCCUCAAGGACAAAUCAGAGGCGGUCAGUGAGUUCGCUAAGAGAAAAUCCAUCGCUGAACAGAGGAAGUACCUGCCCAUCUACGCCAUCAGAAAUGAGCUUCUGAAUGUGAUUAGAGACAAUAAUGUGAUUGUCAUUGUGGGAGAGACAGGAUCAGGGAAGACAACUCAGCUGACGCAGUACCUCCACGAAGAUGGCUACACAAAGUAUGGUAUGGUGGGCUGUACUCAGCCCAGGAGAGUGGCAGCCAUGUCUGUCGCUAAGCGGGUCUCCGAGGAAAUGGGGGUGGAGCUAGGACAGGAUGUGGGAUACGCGAUCCGUUUUGAGGACUGCACAUCAGAGAAAACUGUCAUUAAGUACAUGACAGAUGGUAUUUUGCUGAGAGAAUCUCUGAGAGAGUCUGACCUGGAUAACUACAGUGCUAUCAUAAUGGACGAAGCUCACGAACGCUCACUCAAUACAGAUGUUUUGUUUGGACUCCUUAGGGAUGUUGUGGCCAGACGUCAUGACUUGAAGUUGAUUGUGACAUCAGCAACAAUGAAUGCUGAUAAGUUUGCCAACUUCUUUGGCAAUGUGCCAACUUAUACCAUUCCCGGCCGAACUUUCCCGGUGGAGAUUUUCUUCAGUAAGAAUGUGGUGGAGGACUAUGUAGACUCAGCCGUCAAACAGUCCAUGCAGAUACACCUCACAGGGAUGAAAGGAGAUAUAUUGGUAUUUAUGCCAGGGCAGGAGGAUAUUGAAGUAACUUGUGAACUGUUAGCAGAACGGCUUGGGGAGCUGGAUGAAGCCCCUCCAUUAGCAAUCCUCCCUAUCUACUCCCAGCUACCUAGUGACCUCCAGGCCAAGAUCUUUGAGAAAGCUCCUGAUGGAGUCAGGAAGUGCAUUGUGGCUACAAACAUUGCCGAGACCUCUCUCACAGUGGAUGGAAUCAUGUUCGUGGUAGACGCUGGCUACUGUAAGCUUAAGGUCUUCAAUCCUAAAAUCGGUAUGGAUGCUCUCCAGAUCUUCCCCAUCAGUCAGGCCAAUGCCAACCAGCGGUCAGGGAGGGCAGGCAGGACAGGCCCCGGGCAUUGCUAUCGGCUGUACACACAGAGACAAUACAAAGAUGAAUUACUGACCAACACAGUGCCAGAAAUACAGAGGACAAACCUGGCCAAUGUUGUGCUGCUGUUGAAGUCCCUGGGUGUUCAAGAUCUGUUACAGUUCCACUUUAUGGACCCGCCUCCUCAGGACAAUAUUCUGAACUCUAUGUACCAACUGUGGAUCACGGGGGCCCUGGACAACACAGGAUCCCUGACCCCCCUGGGCAGACAGAUGGUGGAGUUCCCCCUGGACCCCUCCCUGUCUAAGAUGUUGAUUGUCUCCCUGGACAUGGGCUGCAGUGCUGAGAUUCUGAUUAUAGUGUCCAUGCUGUCAGUUCCGGCCAUUUUCUAUCGACCUAAAGGUCGGGAAGAGGAUUCCGACAAUGCCAGGGAAAAGUUUCAGGUUCCGGAGAGUGACCAUUUGACGUUCCUGAAUGUGUAUCAACAGUGGAAAAGAAAUGGGUAUUCUGCCACCUGGUGCAACGAACACUUUAUCCACAUAAAGGCCAUGAGAAAGGUAAGAGAAGUAAGGCAGCAACUUAAGGAAAUCAUGGACCAACAGAAAAUGGAGCUUGUGUCGUGUGGCAAUGAGUGGGAUAUCAUCCGCAAGUGUAUCUGCUCUGCUUACUUUCACCAGGCAGCCAGACUCAAGGGUAUUGGAGAGUAUGUCAAUGUGAGGACAGGAAUGCCCUGCCACCUCCACCCGACAAGUUCACUGUACGGCAUGGGCUACAACCCCGACUACAUUGUGUACCACGAACUGGUGAUGACAGUCAAGGAGUACAUGCAGUGUGUGACGGCUGUGGACGGCCACUGGCUGGCCGAGCUAGGACCAAUGUUCUACUCUAUUAAAGACUCCACCAAGUCACGACAGGAGAGGAAGAAGAUCGCAGAAGAUGAGAAGAGUGCCAUGGAGGACGAGAUGAAGAGAGCCACGGACCUGAUCAGGGCCCGCAAAGAAGAGCAGGAGAAGAAGGAGGCAGCUUAUAUUAAAAGAAGGGAAAUAGCAACCCCAGGAAGAAGUGAACCUAGUACCCCCCGGAGAACCCCAGCCAAGUUUGGAAUCUAGGUUAAAGAGGGUCAAACUAAGGACUGCAAUUAAAAUUUCAGUACAUUUCUGUUGAUCAGAGUACUGAUGCAUGUGAAGAUCUUAGGGAUAAAGGACAACAUUCCUAUAACCAAAUGGAAUCUGCGAAGUGAACAACAUUCUCCAUUAUUGGAGCAGUUAAAAAAAACAUUCUGAAGACUAUUUUCUCACAUUUUACAUGAACUUGUGUUGCAAAAGCAACAUCCAUCAUUUCAUUGAUAUGAUAAAAAAAAUUGCAUUGAUAAAUUCUUUAUAUCAACACUUUUUUCUUUAUCCAACUUCGUAGCAUAGUGGUGAUGGCAUCAAACUGAUAACCUGCAGAUUCUGAGUUUAAAUACAACUGGGAAAUGUUUGUAUUGCACAGAGGAGUCUUAGAUUAGGGUUUAGACUUCAAAAGCCCACUUCCACGCUUUCUUUUACACUUUUUUGUACACUUCACAUCAUGAAGCUUAUAUAAAUUAAAAAAUUUAAUACAUGAUAUUAGUCUUACUAUGAUGUUUAUUGAUGAUGUAAUCAGCUCCUUCCUCAAACUGUUAACAGGGGCUGAUUUAAAUCAAACCAAUUUACAAUUUUAGGUAAGAAAAAAAACUGAACCUGGUUAUCAUAGUGGAUAGAA